Molecule: messenger RNA, 687 nt
Organism: Salvelinus namaycush (lake trout)
Lineage: Eukaryota; Metazoa; Chordata; Actinopteri; Salmoniformes; Salmonidae
Product: 60S ribosomal protein L37a-like
Exons: 4
Coding region: 102-380 (92 amino acids)
Biological process (GO): translation
Cellular component (GO): ribosome
Molecular function (GO): structural constituent of ribosome
Source: RefSeq, a predicted model, not a curated record
GGCAACAGCGCCAACAUCCCACAAUGCAAUACAUUCCACAGGGGUAAAUUGCGCCUGCGUCCUGUGCGCUUCCUUUUUGGACCUACGUCUCCAGAACUACAAUGGCCAAGCGCACCAAGAAGGUGGGGAUUGUGGGUAAAUACGGCACGCGUUACGGGGCGUCGCUCAGGAAGAUGGUGAAGAAGAUUGAGAUCAGCCAGCACGCCAAGUACACCUGCUCCUUCUGUGGCAAGACUAAGAUGAAGAGGAGGGCUGUUGGCAUCUGGCACUGUGGGUCCUGCAUGAAGACUGUUGCUGGAGGCGCCUGGACAUACAACACGACGUCUGCAGUCACAGUGAAGUCGGCCAUCAGGAGACUGAAGGAGCUGAAAGAGCAGUAGACUGUUACUGGAGGAGCAGACUGUCACUGUUGUGUAACAGUUUGACCUGGACGCCGUGUCGAACAUCUACCACAAUAAAAAUCAUUCUGGAGCGGAAACACCGGAGUCUAUUUGUACUGCUUGUGUUGCCUGCCACCUUAGCCGUCUGAAUGUUACCUCCUACAGAAAUAUUGUCUGAGCUCCAGACUUCUGGGUUGUUCCAUUUGGUUUUCUGUAUGAUUUAACAAGCUCUUAAAAGCAAUGAAAAGCUGAUCCAAACCGUGGAAGCAUUACAGAAAAGGACAUGGUAAAACACUUAAUUGUGAAG